GUGUCACGAUACACAGUCCUGAAUUACGAUGGCGAACAGUACGAGGUGUGCAACGACUUGGUCGUAAGUGACCAGCAUCGAUUACUAGUGAGAUCGGCAUCGGACUACGAGGUCAACGAGAAAUUCACGCGUCGCGCUGAUGGUACCAACAUGUUGCUGAAUUCCAAUGGAGAAUUGAUUGUCAGAUUUCCAGAUGGUACGUGUAUCACGACCAGUUAUAUCAUAGAAAAGGAACCAGUGACGUGUGAAUGGACAGAGGAAGAAAUUCAACAAUACGUAUCGGGCAAAGAAAAGGAAGAAGACGGUGAGAAUUCCGUUUUCAUAAACAGAAACAUAAAUUACAAGAAAAAAUAAACGAGUUAUUGACCGACAACACCUUCGUCUCCAUUCUAUUGAAGUAUCGGAUGGAACACAAGAACUAUGCUACGGUGUGCUAUGACCAGUCAGCACAUAACUGCACUUUAUCAAUGCCCGACGAUCUCCGAAUCAGAAUAUCGAAGGAAGGUCAUUACGAAGUUUCAAUGGCGGAUGGAGUUAAUCUAAAUAUCACUGAAGACAAAGUAUUGUUCAAGGGGAACAUGUGCAACAUAUGCGGCAAUCAGUCAACAUCCACGUAUUAUUUCUUCCCUUUCACGAUAUCAAACAUCCUAUUCACCACCACUGACGUCUUUGGCAACGUAUUCGAAGUGAAAAAUGACGGGAAUACGAAUCAUUAUCGAAACUUUGAAAUUUUGAAAUAUCAAAAACAAUGCGUCGAUAAUUUAAGCGAAGAAUCUUACGAAGAAGGGUUCGAGGAAGAAAUGCUUGAACCUUUUUGCAAUCACGAGACGCUCAGCAUCAAGAGAAACGGUCUUACCUACAGGAUAUUCGCGAUGAAUCGAGAUUUCACGGGUUACGAGUACAUUCAUCGUCUCGUUAGGAAUCAAGUAGAGUUGACGGCGAUGAUCGAUAAAGAUACGAGUAUAAUUUCGUAUCCAAAUCCAUAUCAACCGGUACUUCAUCGCCUUGUCAUGUUUUACCCUGUGAGCCCAACAAAGAUUACACUGGAAUUUCCGGAUUUUCACGUGAAGCAAAGGAACUUCGAUAGAAGAGAAAUAUUACGAAGCACUUAUUCAAUACCGUAUGAUUGGCUGUUUCCAUUUGGAAGGAAUGAUAAUGGUAUUUGGAAAAAUACGCACGAUUUGCCUCUAAUGAAUCAUGCCAAAAUUUUGCCGAAUAUAUUGUAUAUUCGUAUUCUGCAUGACUUCAAGGAACCAACUGGAAAUGCGGUGAUCGAUAUCCAAAGAGCCCUUGGACGCUAUUGGAUGUCCUUGAUUCGUGAUUCCGAUUUCCAUCCACCUCUCAUGGAUCAAGAACCAAUCUCGAAAAUGAAGCCAGUGUACAAUUAUCUCGAGGAAAAUCUGCACGAAUUAUCAUUGGGAAACUCUGAAUUAGAAAUGAGAAUCGAAGGCGACAAUGGAAGACGAGAUUUAAAGAUCAGAAUGGAUAACGAAAGUGGAAGACCAGAAUGGAAAACGAGAGUGGAAGAGCAGAAUGGAAAACGAGAGUGGAAGAGCAGAAUGGAAGAUCAGAGUGGAAGAUCAGAUAUUUUCAAUAACAAAUGCUCUUAUAAGGGGAUGCUGAAAAGAAAAAGACAACAAAAAGAUAAUCAGAAGGAUUAUCAAAAUAAUUUUCCACUCAAUGUAAAUCCGAACAAACCGCUGCCGUUGUACAACCAUCUUUGUGCAACUCUUGAUUGCACUGAUUCAUAA
Apis florea (little honeybee) is the source of this 1751-nucleotide messenger RNA. RefSeq lists its product as uncharacterized. NCBI's taxonomy places the organism in Eukaryota, Metazoa, Arthropoda, Insecta, Hymenoptera, Apidae. Gene Ontology annotation, cellular component: axonemal central apparatus. The record is from RefSeq and is a predicted model, not a curated record. Gene Ontology annotation, biological process: epithelial cilium movement involved in extracellular fluid movement; axonemal central apparatus assembly.